This is a messenger RNA of Capsella rubella, 1327 nucleotides long. RefSeq names its product germination-specific cysteine protease 1. Gene Ontology annotation, cellular component: lysosome. Gene Ontology annotation, molecular function: cysteine-type endopeptidase activity. The transcript has 4 exons. NCBI's taxonomy places the organism in Eukaryota, Viridiplantae, Streptophyta, Magnoliopsida, Brassicales, Brassicaceae. Bases 22 to 1152 code for a protein of 376 amino acids. The record is from RefSeq and is a predicted model, not a curated record.
UAUAUCCAAAAGGACCAAAACAUGGCUCCCUCAUCAAAAAUCCUCUCGUUACUUCUCUUAUACGUCGUCGUCUCAUUAGCCUCUGGUGAUGAGUCCAUCAUCAAAGACGACCUUCUCCAACUUCCAUCCGACGGCUGGUGGAGAACCGAUGAAGAAGUGAGGUCCAUCUACUUACAAUGGUCCGCGGAACACGGGAAAACUAACAACAACAACGGUAUCAUCAACGACCAAGACAGAAGAUUCAAUAUUUUCAAAGACAACCUAAGAUUCAUCGAUCUUCACAACCACAACAACAAGAACGCUACUUACAAGCUUGGUCUCACCAAAUUUACCGAUCUCACUAACGAUGAGUACCGAAGUUUAUACCUUGGAGCAAGAACAGAGCCCACCCGCCGCAUCGCUAAGGCCAAGCAUGUUAACCAGAAAUACUCAGCCGCUGUAAACGGCAAAGGGGUUCCAGAGACGGUUGAUUGGAGGCAGAAAGGAGCCGUUAAUCCCGUUAAAGACCAAGGAACUUGCGGAAGUUGUUGGGCGUUUUCGACAACUGCAGCAGUAGAAGGUAUAAAUAAGAUAGUAACAGGAGAACUCGUAUCUCUGUCAGAACAAGAACUAGUGGACUGCGACAAAGCCUACAACCAAGGUUGCAACGGAGGUUUAAUGGACUACGCUUUUCAAUUCAUCAUGAAGAACGGUGGCUUAAACACUGAAAAAGAUUACCCUUACCGUGGAUCCAACGGGAAAUGCAAUUCUUUCUUGAAGAAUUCAAGAGUUGUGAGUAUUGAUGGGUACGAAGAUGUUCCUACGAAAGACGAGGCAGCCUUGAAGAAAGCAAUUUCACACCAGCCUGUGAGUGUUGCUAUUGAAGCCGGUGGUAGAAUUUUCCAACAUUACCAAUCGGGGAUCUUCACCGGGGAGUGUGGUACGAAUCUUGAUCACGCGGUGGUGGCGGUAGGGUACGGGACAGAGAACGGCGUCGACUAUUGGAUUGUGAGGAACUCUUGGGGUCCGCGUUGGGGUGAGGAAGGUUACAUUAGGAUGGAGAGGAACUUGGCGGCUUCUAAAUCCGGUAAGUGUGGGAUUGCGGUUGAAGCCUCGUAUCCGGUUAAGUACAGUCCAAACCCGGUUCGUGGAAGUAUCAUCAGCAGUGUUUAGGAAUCAAAACGCUCGAUGUACAAGAUUUCAACAUUUGGGAUUCUUAUCAUUUAAUUUAAAUCUCAUAUUAUUAUUGUUUGUAAUGUAUAGUUUUUGAACCCAAAAAAAAAAGAAGGUAGUUGAUUCAUCAUAAGGAUGUUAAACUUUAUAAAUCCUUAUGUCGAUCAAUUUCCUU